Molecule: messenger RNA, 687 nt
Organism: Aspergillus calidoustus
Lineage: Eukaryota; Fungi; Ascomycota; Eurotiomycetes; Eurotiales; Aspergillaceae
Source: the annotation of a GenBank genome assembly
AUGCCCUCCGUCCAUCGUCCAGACAUCAAUACCUACUACAAGGAGCCAGAGGCUUGUCGCGAUGCAGGAACCAAGUACAAGAGGCAUUACAUGUGGCCGCAUAUCGACCAGGAGGACCUCUCGGAUGCCAGACCAUUGCUGUUGCUGCUUAAUGCGCGCGGUCGCCAUCCUCUCUCAGCCUUUGCUGCCGCCAAUAUUGUUGGCAUGCGCUUCGGAUUCACGAGCAGGGCUAUCGUUCCCAACAUUCUCAACCGGCAUGUCCUCAAACGAAGAACACCCGGGAGUAUGCAAUUCAUGCCUGAGGAGGGACUGCUCGUCCUCGAAGCAGAGAGAAAGAUCCUCGCUUUUCUCGAAAAAUGUUGUCGGCUGAUCCAUCUUGAUAUCCCGGAAGACACGAUUGUUAGUGAUUCGUUGCCGAUCCAGCCAGAGCCUCAGCUCAAGCGUGAAAGCGAGCUAACCGGCUUCGACUCGCUCGCUGUGAUGGCAGUAGAAGCACCAUAUCGUGUUCCCGCGAAGCUAAAUCUUGAUCGCAUUUAUUCACUUCUUCAUGCCAAGGCAUCUGCGGCCGAGGACCAUCUUUGGUCUUUGCGCGAGAACCCUGGCUACUUUACUUCCACGUUUCACGACACGAAGGAGCAUCGCCUGGAAAUCAUCAAGGAUUGGAAUGGCGGUACCCACCCAGAGUGA